GGGAAUCAUGUCGAGUGUGAAAACGCCAUUCUCUGUUCUACAUACACCAAAUUUGACAAAUUUAAAGUCUUACAACUCAACAGAGAUUCAGUAUAAGACUGUUUCCUCCAAACGAACUCAGAACAAGACAAUUUCCAAUCGAGAAAAUACAGUACCACCUUCUACCAAGAUGGUUGCAAAGAAUAGAAUUUCACCAAAUCAGUGUACUGUCAAGAAUUACUCUUCCAAGAAAAAUGAUUCUGUUUCUUGUAUGAAUGUCAAUACAAAUUUGGAAUUACAAACUGAGUAUUCAGUACAGGAAAUUUCAUCCAUCUCUAAGAAUGUUAUCUGUGUGCCCUAUGAAGACUCACCAGAAAACAAAACUAUAGAAAUUGACAAUGAGGUGGCAGUAUUAACAUGUGUGAGGAAUGUAACUGUAGAAAGUGCUGAAAGUGCAAAUGAAUAUCAACACAGUUAUGUCACAACCAAGCGCCAAAAACAGAUGGCAGAUGAAGUCAUUGGGCCAUCAUUUUGUAAACAGAGUCCUCGUCGGGAAACUUAUUUGGUAAAAAAGCAAAAACGGAGGAGCUGGAAAAACAAAUUAAAAAAAUCUCCAACUUCAAGUGGUUCCUUACCAGUGGUAACUUCUUUUUCUCCACCACAACUAUCUCCUCCUCAUGUCUAUGAUAAUUCUAUUAAAAAUACAACCCUCAGCAUUAACAGUGUGAGCCCUAUUCAAACAAAUUUCCUCCUGACAAGUUCUCCCAUUGAAAGUCACCACCAAACUUCUGCUUGUCCUAACAGAUCGAACUUACUGUUGCCAAAUGAAUGUUCAGGUAAUGGUUUUCAAGAUGUGUGCCAAAGGGAAGAUAGAGAAGAUAAUGCAAAACUCGAAGUGCUUUCUCAACUUGGACACCCUUCUGAAUUAACUCGCAUUGAAAAACAAGCAUCUCCUAAAUCUGACAAUGGUUUAUCUUCAGACUCCUUAAAUAGCAGGUACUCCUCUCCCAAUUCGGAAAUUAUUUAUGAUCUUCAUCAAACUCCUAUGCUUUCAGCACAAGAUACAUCUAUUUCUAGAAGAUCUACACAUGUUAUCAAAGAACCAAAGAUUCUUUGUAAAGCUGGAGCACUGAAGAAAAAAAGUCUAUUUUGUUGUGAGAAGAAGCCAUUUCCUGUGGGGAAAAUUCCUGUGAACUGUAAAGUUAUCAGAGCCAAUACUACUCCGAAGAAUGACAGAAUAUCAAGUUAUAAAGUGAGAACUGCUAAAAGAGUUACACAAAGUACAGAGAAGGCUCCUUGUGAAAAGGAGAAAACUGAAAUGAAGAGAAGACCGGCUUUGUCUCCCAAGAAGCCAGCUGUGGCUCAGAGCAGACUGAUUUUAGGCAAGAGAGAGAAAACUGUUAUUCCAAAACAUCCUAUGCCAUUUGCUAGUAAGAAUAUCUAUUAUGAUGAAAGAUGGAUGCAGAAACAAGAAUGGAGUUUUACUCAUUGGUUCAACUACAUCUUAACUCCUGUUGAAGAAUACAAAAUCAGAAAAUGUGUCAAAGUUGAUGCUAAAUCGUUACUGUUCAGUACCAAACAAGAAGCACGACUUGCUCCAUCCAAAGAGGUGUUGAGCUUCGAAGCUUAUGCUGCACGCAAGAGACUUAACAGACUGCGGAAACUGUCCUGUAAAAUGUUUCAAACUGAGGACGUAGUAAAAGUUGUCCAGCGGCUUGAGGUGGAAAUCGACAGUCAGAGAUUGGUCAUGAGGAAAGAUCGUCCUGUGCAUGCUGAUAUCGGUUUGAAACAGAUGAUCUUGAACUGGAUUCUCUCAUACAAUUCCUUGUGGUUGCGAAUUGGGUUAGAGAUGGUGUUUGGAGAAAUCUUGCUUAUUGAUUCCAAUACUGACUUCUUGGGCCUGUCAAGGUUUAUUGUUACUCGCUUACUUGGAAACCCUGACAUUGCCAAUCGGUAUGCUCAUCCUACAGUGCCACAUCUUUACAGAGAAGGUUACCAAGAGGCCCUCUCUAAACAUACCUUGAAAAAGUAUUUGAUUCUGGUUUUCUUUCUGGAUUACGCUAAAAGGAAGCGCCUCAUAGAACAUGAUCCCUGUCUUUUCUGCAAAGAUGCUGAAAUCAAGGCAAGCAAAAACCUUCUCUAUAAUAUAGCGAGGGAAUUUCUUAAAGGUGAAGGUGAUGUUACUCGUCAUUUGUCUUAUUUUGGAUACACUGUCAGCUAUGUCCAGACACCUUUGCAUGAAUUUGAUUAUGCAGUUUCUAACCUUGCUGUUGAUCUACGAGAUGGAAUUCGUCUAACUCGAGCUGUAGAAAUACUCACAGGUAAAUGGGAACUCACCAACUCCCUUCGUGCCCCUGCAAUUAGUCAUCUGCAGAAGAUCCACAAUGUUAACAAAGUGCUGAAAGCUUUAUUGGUCAAUGGAAUGGAUCUAAGCCUUGCUAAAGGUUCAAUAUGUGCUAAAGAUAUUGUAGAUGGACACAGAGAAAAAACAUUGACUCUUCUUUGGAGAAUUGUGACUGGUUUCCAGGUUGAUAUACUUCUGGAUAUCAAUGAGCUUAGAGAUGAAGUCCACUUUUUGAAGAGGUGCCUUGAGAAGAAAAGGUCUGUUAGGAAGUUGGCUGGUGUUGAGGACUAUUCAAUCGGGCGUAAUUCAGUGGAAGGACUUGUUAAACCAGAAAAUGAGAAACAUCAGCUACUUUUUGAAUGGUGUCAAGCAGUUUCAGCUCAUUAUGGCUUACAGAUUGAGAAUUUCACAGUAUCCUUCUCUGAUGGCCGUGUUUUGUGUUAUCUAAUUCAUCAUUAUUAUCCUGGAUUGCUGCCAUUGUCUGAAAUCAAGCAGGACACAACUGUAACUUACAUCAAUGAAUGUGAAAAUCAACAACAAGACAGUGAUCAGAGUUUGGAUGAACUCGCAUUUAGCACUCUGUUUAGCCCUAAAACGGGGAAACCUAAAAUUUAUGAAGCUCUUUUAGCUAACGAAGCCGAAAAUUUUAAACUUAUUGCUAAAAAAGUGAGUGCUAUUGGUGGAGUACCAGCUAUGUUGCGCCACUCGGACAUGUCCAAUACUAUACCAGAUGAGAAAGUAGUGAUCACCUAUAUUACUUACCUUGCUAUACGUUUACUUGAAAUAAGACAUGAAGCAAGAGCGGCUAUUGUUAUCCAAAUGGCUUGGCGGAAAUAUCUAUGGUGCAAGAAGCAGAGGCUACGGAGGAUGAAGAGUAAAUCUGCAGUAGUAACCCAAUGGCAAUGUAAUACAAUGAAUAAAAUACAAAUCCUUUCUCCCCAAGUUGGAUCAUACGACAAGACUAGUCCAUUGGUAAAACACUCAAAUAAAAAUUUGGCACUUUCACCAUCCCAGUGUUAUCAGAAACACAAUAAUACUGAGCACAGUUACUUGCCAAAGUGUAAUUUGGGCACAAUAGCAGAAGUUUCAUGCUUGGAUUUAGUUGCUGAGGGGAACAACUGGCAAAGAGGUGCAGAAACCAAUUAUAACUCACCACUCAACUUAGUCAUUCGUAAAGUAAACGAUUCAAAUGAUCUUGGCCAACAGAAGCAAGAAAACCUGAAUGCCAGAGAGGAAUGUAUCAGUAUAAAAACAUCAAAAUUGAAUCAAACUAUUGAAUUUGAGCAUGAGGAUUUCAAUAAUCACCUUAAUGGCACGUUUGAGAUUAACAAUAAACCUCACCAUUCCCGUCUCUUAAAUCAGACUAUAGAUAUUGAUAAUGGUGUUCAAGGCAACAUUUGCAGUGUUGAGAAAUCUGGAGAUGAGAUAGUGACUGAAUAUAUUGGAAUGCCAGCAACCUCUAAACAACAUUCUGUUUGUAGUCCCAAUAAAUAUUUGGAGCAUAAUCAGAACUUGAAUGAUGGUACAUCAGAUAGAAAUAUGGAUCUUAAUGAUAAAGAUAACAUCAAUGAAAGUGAAGCAAACAGCACAACUGAGAUUAGAAGUAGAUUAGAGACUUCUACUUUGAAUGGCUCCACUGAUGGUGACCAUGGUCUGCAAAAUGACUCCACUGAUGGUGACCGUGCUCUGCAAAAUGGCUCCACUGACGAUCAUCGUGUUCUUCUGCAAAAUGGCUCCACUGACGAUCACCAUGUUCUUCCGCAAAAUGGCUCCACUGACGAUCACCAUGUUCUUCCGCAAAAUGGCUCCACUGACGAUCACCAUGUUCUUCCGCAAAAUACUGACGAUCACCGUGUUCUUCCGCAAAAUGGCUCCACUGACGAUCACCGUGUUCUUCCGCAAAAUGACUCCACUGACGUUCACCAUGUUCUUCCGCAAAAUGACUCCACUGACGGUGACCAUGGUCUGCCAAAUGGCUCCACUGAUGGUCACCCUGAUCUGCUAGAUGUCUCUACUGAUGGCCACCAUGAUCUAUCAGCUGACUCUCCUGCUGAUGGACACUGUCACCUUCAGGAUGAAUUUCCUCAUGACCAAGAUUGCUCUACUGUUUCUAAUUGUGAUGAUCAGAAAGGCAGCUCUGCUAGUUCCACUGCCAAUAUUAUAACAGAUGUCAACAAUUCCGGUCUAGUUGAUUAUGAAAGACUUUCUUCCUCUAAAUAUGAUAGUAAACACCUGUCACAGGUUGAAUGUGAUGAAAGUGACAGUGCUGAUGGUAUCCAGGUGCUGAACUCCAGUAAAAUCAAUACAGGUCUCCAACCACAAUCUGAUAUAGUCUUUGAAGACAAGAGUCUGAUACUUCAGGAUCAGAUUGAUGCAGGAGAUUCAAGACCAAACAUUUUAGAUGUGUCUAGGGGUGUUCUUGAACAACAGUGUGCCAUUGUAAUUCAAAGAUGGUAUAGGAAUCUUCAAGAAAGCUACCAUGUUGCUUCAGAUUACCAAAGAAUGAAAAGUGCUGUCAUAGUUCUACAGAGCUUUUACCGUAUGUAUUCCCAGCAGAGAAAGUACCACAAACAGCUCAAGGCUAUCCGUGUUUUGCAAGCAGCAGUAAGAAUGCAUCAAACGCGUCAAAACUAUCGCUCCCUCUGCAGGUCAACAACCCAGAUACAACAAUGGUAUAGAGGUAUUAUCUUGUGCAGAAAACAACGGAACAAAUACCUGAAAGAAAAGCAGGCUUGUAUACAAAUACAAUCUAUGUGGCGUGGUGUAAUGCAGCGCCAAUUGUUGAAAAGCCAAGAGGCAGCAGCUGUAGUUAUUCAGUCAUACUUCAGGAAGCAUUAUUGCCAAUCCAAAUAUCUAAAGCUACUUUCAUCUGUAAUUUUAAUUCAGAAACUCUACAGAUCCAAACUUGAAAGUAGAAAACUUCGGAGGCAGUUUCUUCAGGAAUUGCGAGAGAAACAACUUCAAGAAGAAAAAAGACAAAACAAUGCAGCACAACUGAUACAGGCAACAUGGAAAUGUUAUGUAGCUCAAAGAGAGUUCUCCAAGUUGAAAGCAGCUACUUGUGUUCUGCAGCGGUACAUGUCUGCUUAUUUGAUUGGGAAACAUGUUCGCCAUGAUUUUAUUGCCCAAAAGAAUGCUGCUGUAAAGAUCCAAAGCAAUCUACGAGGAUUUAUUGCCAGAAGAAGAUAUCAUAAUAUAGUUGUCUCUGUUACCUUGAUACAAGCCUUGUUUCGGGGCAGUCAAGUUCGAAAAGAGUUCCAUUUAAAAUGCCACUCUGCUGUAAUUAUUCAGUGCCAUUGGCGUGCUUAUUUGGCUAAAACUAAGUUUCAAGCUGAAAAGAGAACAAUUAUUAGAAUGCAGGCUUUAGUUAGAGCAAAGCAACAACAGGAGAAGUAUUUAAAUUGCAAAAAUGCUGCUAUUGUAAUUCAACAAUGGUACAGAUCUAUCAGUCAAAUGAGACAAUGCCAUAAGGAUUAUUUGGAACUUAAAAAAUAUACCAAGAUUCUUCAAGCUAGGUUUCGAGCUCUGAGAAGUAUGAAAAUCUGCCGUCAACAGUUUCUGCAAAAAAGAAUUGCUAUCACCACAAUUCAGGCACAUGUCCGGCAAUUUUUAACAAGACAAAAAUUCUGCAAACAAAAAGAAAGUGUUAUUUUACUGCAGAAUUGGUUUAGGGCUUGUAAAGUAGCAAAAUCUGAUAGAGCCUAUUAUCUCUCCCUUAAAACAUAUACUAUCAAAAUGCAAUCACAUGUUCGUAGCUGGCAACAACAGAGGAAAUAUCUUGAACUUAAAGAUAGUGCCUUGAAAAUUCAGAAUUGGUAUCGUGCUGUUAUUUUAAUGCGAAGUGAUCAGCAAAGAUACAUGGAAUAUCGAACGGCUGUUGUAAAGAUCCAGUCAGUAUAUCGGUGCUAUAGAGAGCAGCAGAAGUUUAAUAAACAAAAACGGUGUGCUGUCAAACUGCAAGAGUGGUGGAGAGCUACUUCAAGUAUGAGAGCAGAACGUAAAAGCUACUUGUCAAAGCAAGCGGCUAGCCAGGUUAUUCAACAGUGGUUUCGAUCUCUCAUUGCAAUGAAACUGGCUAGAGAAGAUUAUUUAAAGGUUAGAGCUUCUGUAAUAACAAUACAAUCUUACCUACGAAAAACAAUUCAAGAAAGACAUUUCAAAAGAACAAAGUCUUCUGUAAUUAAAAUUCAGCAAUGGUACCGAGCUUGUAUUCAAAUGGAGAUUGAAAGGAAGAAUUACUGUAGUCUUAAAACCUCAACAGUCUUUUUACAAUCAGUUGUACAGAUGAAACUGCAACAUAAAUGCUUCUUAACACAGAGAUCUAGUGCCAUCAAGAUCCAAAGAUGGUAUCGAAUAUUGAAAUCUCGCAGACAACUCAAAGAAACAAUUGCAAGACGCCAUGUUGCUGCAACCUGUAUUCAGAACUGGUUCAAGAGAGCUGUUGCUGCAAAAAAAGCCAGAAGUAUUUUCAACUUGAAUUGUGACUGCUGUACUGCUGCUUCUCUACUGCUGGUCAAAGUUUCUGCUGAAUAUUGGUUGCUUAAAACACGGACAAAGAAAUUAAAUGCAGUUUGUACUGUGCAGAAAUAUUGUCGUCGCUGGUUACAUCAUAGGCAUCAAGCUGCCACAGUAAUACAGUCCUUUGUCCGUGGUUGGCUGUUUAGAAAAUGUUUGGCCAAACAAACAGCAGCAGCUAUUGUGAUACAAUCAAAUAUCCGUGCUUUUUAUGCAAGGAAACUUUUUGAAAAGAAGAAGAGUGCCAUCUUGACGAUUGCGCGUUAUCUCCAGCAGUAUCUGAAAAGGCGAGAUCAUGCAGCUCAACUCAUUCAACGUGUAAUGAGAGGGUGGAUCGUCAGAAAGCGUGUCAAGAAAUUUCAUCGGAAUGCUACUCUUAUCCAAAGUUACUGGAGAGGUUAUAAAGUCCGAUGUCAGAGCAAACGGACUAUUACUAAGUUGAGGCAACGUUUGGUAGCUGUAACAAAAGAAGCAACUGAGGAUAAGAAGUUAAUUAGUAGAUUUGCUAAGGGUUUUGAUCAAUUAAUGAAAUUCAAACAUCUUUCUGAUGUACUUCAUGCCCUUGUGAACCUCGAAGCUGCUUCUCGUCUUUCUCCUGUGUGUUGUCUCCAGUUGGCUAGGGAAAAUGCUAUUCCGGUGAUAUACAACAUAAUAAAAGGCUGUAACCGCAGUGUUCCUCACAUGGAACUCAUUAAAUACAGCAUACAAAUAUUUCUUAAUUUAGCAAAGUAUGCUCCAACCAUUGAGUCUGUUUAUCAUUCCCGCCCAGAUGCUAUAGAUAUUAUUCUCAAUGUUAUGAUGGUUUUCCGAGAAAAGGGCUUGGUUUUCUCCAAAUCUUGUAUAUUGUUGGGAAGUAUAGCUUUAGAUCUGAAGGAAAAGGGUAAAAUGGAUGAAUUACUAUCUCGGCAGAAAUUUGUGGAGAAAAUCAUGUCACUGCAUAAAUUGACUGUAUGGAAAUACAAGCAAGAAGAAAUUAGAAUUGUGACGAGAGCUCGGCUAGUAGCUGCUAAAGACGCUUGCCCAUUUUAUGAAAAUACUGUACUUUCUAAGAUUGGUCCAGACUGGUUGCUUAGCAAGAAAAAAUUGCAAGAAUUUGAGGAACCAUUAAAAGCAAUGACUUAUUUAAUAUAUUGUCUUGGUUUACAAGACAAACUCCCCAAACAAUUAUCUAAAAACUUGAAAAUGUAAAAAAAAUCAGGUGAGGCAGAAAACUUUUUAUUAAGCAUUUGCACCCAUAUAUUCAUGCAUGUAUGGAUGCAAUGCAUUCAAAAUUGUGACCAAUUUCAUUUUCUCUUUUUCUUUACACAUGCACAUGUACAAAGUAUUUGCGGGAUUAAGUAAUUAAAAUUUAACAGAAAUGAAGAAUAACAUUGAAAUAAAAUAGUCAAUAAAAAGAUAUUUAGAAUUAACAUUUUACUUUUAUAACUUAGCAGUUCCAUUUCAGGAACAUUGACUAUAUGUAUAUAGUCAAUGUAAUUUCAAUAAAAACAGUAAUAAUAAUAAUAGUUACUAAUUACAUAAAAUCUUGACUCCAAUAAAAAAUUUAUAACAUUAAUGCAAUUUCUUAAAUGGAAUUAGAUUGUUUUUUCAGUACUGUUGGCUGUCUAAGUUUUAACAAAUGCUUGUAUUUUAGGUUAUACAUUUGGGAAGCCCUUUCUUCUGGGUUUAUGAGGUUAAAAAAGAAAAUAGACUUCUGUCAUAUAGCUUUUUUUGUGUUUGUUAGACAUUACAGGCAAAAUAUAAUCAUAGAGAUUAUAUAUUUUAAGUUGUCUUUGUUUUAGAUUUUUUUUGUCUGACUCAUCAGUUAUCGAGUAAACACCCUUGUUACAUAGUCUACUUGCUUUUUGUAUUUCGAAUGCUGGCUUUUUUUUCCCCACCACAAAAAGCAAUUUUUAUGUAUUUUUUUUUUCUUUUUGUUUUUCUCUUUUACUGUUAAACUGUUCAUAACAAUAUGUGUUGGUUAUGAAGUAUCGCUCAAACAAAGGGUUCUUUUACUCUCAGAAUUUUUACUACUUGGCAGUUUAAGUGCUUUCAAUGCUAAACAGGCCACACAACUUGACAUUUUCAUGUUUGAUUUGAAUCGAUUUUAGCUUUUGUAGAUUUUCUUUCGUACAUCACUAGACAUAUGUAUACCAAAUGAAGAAUUGCUUGAUAAUGAUGUCUUUUCUUUUAUAUGAUGAACACUAUUUUGUGCAGUUGGAACUUGUUUUCAGGUUUAGUGCAGAGUUCUAAUAGCAAAGUUAUUUUGAUCUUUCCUAUCAUUUGAAAUUUGGCCCUUCCUUUUUGUUUCAAGCUUCUAAUCAUACACCUACAUUUUGUCACCCAUCGAUACACUUUUCAAAAAAAUUUUCAUCUUUAUUCGAGCAUUCAACUGACUGUGACUCAGAACUGUUUUGGUUCAUAUAUCUGCUGAUAUGACAAAUUUUGUGGUAACAUUGUACAGCACAGACUUUCCAAAAAAAACAGCAGCCCACAUUUUUGCAAUGUGAUCAUUUGUCUUCAUGAAAGUUUGUCUAGAUUUAAGAUUUUCUUUUGAUUUUCAUCAUCUUCCCAAUUUGAAAUGCUGGUACCACUUGUAACAUUGUGUACAGCUCAGUCCUUCAUAUAGGGCUGUAGCAGCAUUAGAGAGGUCUUCAUAAUUAUUCCCAAUUUAAAACAGAAUUUCACAUUAGCAUUGCUCUUUCCAAAUCCUUUCUUUAUUCAGCUUAUGACAGUUGCUGAAUAUGUAAAAACAUUCACAUUAGCACAAGUUGUUUGAUGACUAAUAGAUGUAGUGUUAUGUGGCUGUUAUUUGAUUGAGAGUUAAGGUCACCUAUACACUGAACACACAAGCACAUAGUUUGUUGAUUGGUAUGUGGUUUUAAAAAAAUGUUUCAUUUCUGGAUAAACUAUGUGAUAGCAUUUUCAAAACCUUUUCUUUGCCGCUAAGUUUCUUUAUUACCAUGAUAGCUUGUAUACUCUAAAAUUUCUUUCAGUUGUACCUCCACUUUAUUUAUUUAUUUAUUUAUUUAUUUUUUUGCUGCAACUUUGGCAUUUUUAUGUUUUCACUUUUUAUCUGCUGAGAUUUUUCCAAUCUUUCACUUCAUUUUGUAAAUAACCUUGAUAUUUAACUGCAGCUGUGACUUCAAACUAUUUGUAAAUAUUACUCUUUGUUGGAUAGCUAUUGCGAAGCUCUAGUCCCCUUUCUGGACAUGCUAAACUUGUCUUGUCUAGGAUCAUAAAUGUGCAAUUCCUUUAAAUAGUUGUGGAAUGUUAUAUGACAGUUGCAGCUAAGGUAGGCCAAGUAAGCAGGCAUUAAACGAUAAUCCAGCAUAGAUUUUGAGCCAUAGUGAGGCAGUUAAUUAUUCAGAUAAAUUUACAUACUAGUUUAUUUUCUCUUAGUGUUUGGACAGAAUAAAAAAAUUUAAAAAAUCGUGUUAAAUUUAAAUAAUCAGUGGUUUGAGUUUUUAAAAUAUUAAAUACAAAUUUGAAAUUUUGUUAUUGAAAUUUUACCCGUUAUUUUUGUCAUUCUUUGACAAUUUCUUCUUUCUUUGUAAAUAUUAAAUAUUUGUGUAUUGUUAAUUUAUGGAUAUACAGAUUUGAAAUACAUUAUUUUACUAGUGUAUGCUGUAUGCAAUUGACUUUUUAGCAUUUGAACUUAAUAAAAUAUAUUUUGCAGGCAUUUGCAGCAAGUUUUAGUAUGAUCAAGAAAUAACUAAUUCUCUUUCCUUUCCUCAUGUUGUGGUGUGACAUGUUUUUUUGUUGUAUGUAUGACUUGCUUUGGGUUCUGGAAACACGACUGGUUUUUAUUUUUUGUUUGUGCUGCAUGAAGAGUGACUGCGAACCUAAAUCUGCCUUAACAGUGAAUGAAUGUGAACCUAAAUCUGCUUUCAGAAUGAAUGAAUGAAUGAAUGCAAACCUAAAUCUUUCACAAAGAACGAAUGAAUGUGGACAUAUAUCUACUUUCACAAUAAAUAAAUGAAUGCGAACCUAAAUCUGCUUUCAGAAUACAAAUGAAGUAUUCCUUCUUUAACUCUCUCUCUCAUUAAAUUGUUGUGCAUAAUGCUCAAAUUUUAUAGCAGUUGAAUUGAAAUAAAGGAAUAUACAACAGUGUUA
Octopus bimaculoides (California two-spot octopus) is the source of this 10933-nucleotide messenger RNA. RefSeq lists its product as uncharacterized. The record is from RefSeq and is a predicted model, not a curated record. Lineage: Eukaryota; Metazoa; Mollusca; Cephalopoda; Octopoda; Octopodidae. Gene Ontology annotation, biological process: establishment of meiotic spindle localization; spindle organization; mitotic cell cycle. Gene Ontology annotation, cellular component: spindle pole. Gene Ontology annotation, molecular function: calmodulin binding.